CAGUCUUGGAACUUUCGAAGUAAUCUAAUCCUACACAAACUCUAACAAUGAUUAAUUAGGGCACUAUGUUAUUAUAUUGCCUAAUAUCUAUCUCAUCUCUCUAUUAUUACAAUAUAAAUAGAGCAUCUUCAAGAGUCGAUCAAUAUAUAGCCUACAUAAACCCUAGCUAGCUAUGUGUAAUAACAUCACAGAGGAGGGCGACGUCGUCGUCGUUCAGCCCCAAGGGAGAAGAGAUGCAAGCCGUUACCACGACGGAAUACGAGUUCCGUACCACGGAGGUGCCGUCAUGGAAGGACCAGUUGACCGUCAGGUCAAUGGUCGCCAGCCUCGCCCUCAGCGUCGUCUUCAACUUCAUCGUCUGCAAACUCAACCUCACCACCGGCGUCAUCCCCUCCCUCAACGUCGCCGCCGGCCUGCUCGCCUUCACCAUGAUCAAGUCCUGGACCGCCCUCCUCACCAAGGCCGGAAUCCUCCACCCGCCAGGAGAACACGGUGGUGCAGACGUGCGUGGUGGCGUCCUCCGGCAUCGCCUUCAGCAGCGGCACCGCCAGUUACAUGCUCGUUGGGACAGCGUUCCUGUUCGCCGUCAGCUUCGUCGGACUCUUCUCCAUCGUCCUCUUCCGGAAGCUGAUGUACUUGAAGUUCAAACUCACAUACCCCAGCGGCACCGCCACGGCGUACCUCAUAAUUAAACAGCUUCCACACCCCGAAAGGCGCCGUCUUGGCCAAGAAACAAGUCUCCACCCUGUUCAAAUCCUCCUCCUUCAGCUUCCUCUUCGCCGGCUUCCAAUGGUUCUUCGCCGGCGGCGACGACUGCGGCUUUUCCAGCUUUCCCACGUUCGGGCUCAAAGCAUACGCCAAAAGAUUCUAUUUUGACUUCUCCUCCACCUACGUCGGCGUCGGAAUGCUCUGUCCGUACAUGGUCAACGUCUCCUUACUCAUCGGCGCCGUUAUUUCGUGGGGGAUUUUGUGGCCGUGGAUCGAGACCAAGAAAGGGGUGUGGUACGCCGCCGACCUCCCGGCGUCCAGCCUUCACGGCAUCCAAGGCUACCGCGUCUUCCUCGCUAUUUCAAUGAUGCUCGGAGAUGGGCUCUUCCACUUCGUCUAUAUGACCAUAACCACCGUUCUCAGCCUUCUUCUUCGUCACUAUAAGAAUCAAGAAACAGGGGAAGAAGAAGGUAAAGAAGAUUAUGACGAAAAGAAAAGGACGGAAUUUUUCUUGAAAGACUCAAUACCGAAUUGAAGUGGGUGGGGCUGGGGCUGGCCGAAUAUUUCGGGCUGGCGGUUAUCUCCGUCGUCGUCGUUCCGCUAAUUUUCCGGCCAUUAAAAUGGUACCAUAUUAUAGUAGUGUAUGCCAUCGCCCCUGUUCUUGCCUUCUGGCUUCUGCAACGCUUAUGGGUGUGGAUUGACGGAUUGGUCCCUGGCGUCGAACUACAGGAAGGUGGCGAUCUUGAUUUUCAGUUCUUGGAUCGGGCUGAACAACGGCGGCGUCCUGGCCGGCCUGGCCGCCUGCGGCGUCAUGAUGAGCAUCGUCUCCACCGCCUCCGACCUGAUGCAGGAUUUCAAGACGGGCUACCUCACUCUGGCUUCUCCGAGGGCGAUGUUCUUCAGCCAAGUGAUCGGAACCGGAAUGGGCUGCCUUAUAACGCCGCUGGUUUUUUGGAUCUUCUACAAGGCGUACCCGCUCGGAGAUCCGGACGGGUCGUACCCGGCGCCGUACGCGCUGAUGUACCGCGGGAUUGCUCUGCUCGGGGUGGAGGGGUUUGGGUCUUUGCCGAGGAAUUGCCUGGGGCUCGCCGUCGGCUGCUUUUUCGCCGCCGUCGCCAUUAACGGGCUAGUGGAGUUGCUGAAGAAGUAUGAGAGGAAAUACAGGGUGUACCGGUUCGUGCCGAAUCCGAUGUGUAUGGCUAUCCCGUUUUACCUUGGAGGGUACUUCGCCAUUGAUAUGUGCAUUGGAAGUUUGAUUCGGUUCUUGUGGCGGAGGGCGGACGCGCAGAAAGCUAAAGACUUCGGGCCUGCCGUCGCGUCGGGGCUCGUCUGCGGGGAAUCUUUGUGGGGGAUUCCGGCGGCUGUGCUGGCUUUGGUCAACGUCAAAGCCCCCUUGUGCAUGAAGUUUGUCUCGUCGUCAUCUUAAUUACCAGUGCUUCGAUCUUUUUAUUUUUAGUAUUUUUGUUGUUACUAAAUUCUAUAGGAUUAGCUAGCCAAGUAGCUUCAAUUUGAUCUUGCUUGUAAUUCUUAAAUUAAAUGGAGUGUUU
Molecule: messenger RNA, 2255 nt
Organism: Cuscuta epithymum
Lineage: Eukaryota; Viridiplantae; Streptophyta; Magnoliopsida; Solanales; Convolvulaceae
Source: the annotation of a GenBank genome assembly